This is a messenger RNA of Owenia fusiformis, 3267 nucleotides long. The record is from the annotation of a GenBank genome assembly. NCBI's taxonomy places the organism in Eukaryota, Metazoa, Annelida, Polychaeta, Sabellida, Oweniidae.
CAACUUUUAAACCAGCUUUGAAAAGACCGCGCUGGAACCAACCAAUCAGAAGCCAGAGAAUUAGGUCAGGUAAAUAGCGUCCCCGAAAGCAGCAAAACAAAGGAUUGAAACUUCGCUGGAUUCGUUUCGAUUGAUACACAACUUAUAUAAAGAUUUGAGGGUCCAAACAAUGAGGCUGCCACGCAUGUUAAUAGCGGGUCAUAGCUUCGUAAGUAGGAUAGAGUCCCCCCCAGUGAUUUGGAAAUGCCCAUCAAACCUUGGACUAACAAAUGCGUUGUUGACUUUUGAGGGACUGAGUGGUGCAUCGACAGAAAGUUUGUGGGAAAAGCGCCUUCAACACAUCAAUCUCUGUAAUUUUGAUGGAGCAUUUAUACAAGUGGGUGGAAAUCAGCUGACUGGUAGAGAUUGUAUUGGCGAAGUAAAGGAAGUGGUGGACAAAGUUAUUCACCUAGCCAAGAGAAUUCAAGAGAAGGUACCACUGGUAUAUGUCGGAAAACUCUUCUACAGAGGGGUAUCAGACGCCCCCUCCUGCAGAUUGCGCACAGAUGAAGAAGCAGAAAUUUAUAAUAGAAAAGUGGAGAUGACAAAUAGGCUAUUGAAAGAGAAAUUUAAAGACCUCAAAAACAUUCAUCUAUGGUAUACUAAAGGUGUUCAGUUAUUUGCACAAGACCUUCUUCAAGAAGAUGGAACCCAUUUGAAUAGAAGGGGACAUAAAAAAUUCUGGAGGACAUUGCGAGGAGCGACAAUCCAGGUGAUUAAGUGUACACUGAAGAGGGAUGAACAACCCUCCAGGGAUUCCCCCACAGGGUGGAAUGGUCGAUGUAAUGGACCCCCCAAAUCAGCCAGAAGCAGCCCCAGAGGUGAUAGGACCACAGCAACAGCCAGCCCAGGGCGGAGGAGAUCCACAACCUGUCCUAGCCAAUAUAGGGCAACAACCAGGAGAUGGGGCCCAACAAAGAGCACCAGCAGCGGCAGGUGCAGGCCAACAACAAAUAGGUCAGGCAGACAUGGGUCAGCCUGGACAACAAAUGGACCAGGCAGGUAUGGGCCAGCCGGGACAGCAAAGAGGACAAGUGGAGCUAAACCAAGGCAAUCAACAAAUACAGGGUCCAGUCAAUCAGCAAAUGGGCCAGGCUGGUAUGGGCCAGCCAGGUCAGCAAUUUCAUCAGAUGGGCCAGGCAGGUAUGGGCCAGCCAGGUCCACAAUUCCAUCAGAUGGGCCAGGCAGGUAUGGGCCAGCCAGGUAUAGGAAAUCAGCAAAUGGGCCAAGCUGGUAUGGGCCAGCUAGGUCAACAAAUACAUCAGAUGGGAGGCCAGGCAGGUAUGGGCCAGCAAGGUCAACAAUUUCAUCAGGGUGGUCUGAAUCAAAAUAUGAGACCAGCCGACAUGGGUCAGCUGGGACAAAUCGGGGGACAAGCAGAUCAAGGCUUAAUGGCUUAUCAUCAAUUUCCCCAAGGAAGGCAAUGGAAUAUGGGUCAAGGGCAAAAUAUGUUCCCAGGACAUGUAGCUCAACCUCAGCAGGGGAAUAUGAACAAUAUACCAUUAAUGCAAGGUCAGGGCCAACUAAACAUGGGCGCGAUGCAAGGGCAACAUCAGCAAGCAGACAUGGGUCAGCAAAUUGGCGUGAACCAACAAGGAGGUCCGAUGCUCCCCCUAGGACAAACAAUGGGAAAUACACAGGUGGGCAUGGGCCAGCCUAUGAUGAUCGCUCCCGCGAGUGUAUGGGACACAUCAAGAAAUACCCUUCAAUUGCAAGGGUUUCCGGCGACAACACCCGGGUGCCGACACCCUACCAACGCGAAUCCCACACGAGGCAAGUCCAAAAGCCUUAUUAAAGGACGUGAUAAUUUGUUGAAGAAUGCAAAAUGUAAAGGGACACAUAAAACUUAUAAUCAACUCGACAGAUAUAUACAGUCUUUUGAGGAUGAAUUUCACUUUAGAGUUCUAUCUGCGGAUGCUCACACCUUGUCCUUGUUUGUAACAUAUCUAUCAAGGUCAUUGGCCCCCUCAACAGUAAGGACAAUGAUGUCCGCCUUAGCCUAUAAGCAAAAGAUGGCAGGCUUACCGGAUAAUACAAAGCAUUUCUUGGUGCAAGAGACACUGAUGGGUUACACGCGUCAUAAACCCCAAAUAGAUACACGUCGUCCGAUUACUAUUCCUUUAUUGAAAACCUUGGUAGCUACAGUCAGGAAAGAUCAAGGCAAUUCGUGGGAGCCAUUACUAUAUGCUACUAUGUUCUCGGUGGCCUUUUUUGCUUUAUUAAGAGUAGGAGAAAUGGUAGUAGAUGGAACAGGCCAUACAUUGAAUCGGGAAAAUGUGACAUUCAUAGCAAAUGAAAAUAAGUUUGUGAUAACCAUGACAUCAUAUAAACAUUCCAAGCCUGGAGAGAGUGCUUCGUUAUCCUUACAUCCACAAGGAUCCCAUAUUUGUCCGGUUAGUCUCUUAUUUGCAUAUUUGAAUCUCCGGGUAAACUACAACACCCCUCAAUUAUUCAUUCACGAGAAUGGAUUACCAGUAAAACGAGCGGAAUUCACAACGUGUCUCAAUAGAUUAUUACAAUUGAAUGGUUUACAUCUGCAGGGAUACAAAGGCCAUUCUUUCAGGAUAGGGGGAGCCACGUACGCAGCAGCACAAGGUCUGUCAGAACAAACUAUUCGACGUUUAGGUCGUUGGCGUUCAGAUGCCUAUAAGAAAUAUAUUAGGGAUGUGUAAAUAGAGAUGUGCUUGGAAAUAGAUUGAGGAGGAAAUAAAAAUAUGAAUGGAUCUGCUGUAAAGGUGCUUUAAGGAUGCGUGUAAAUAGACAUUUAUUUUUAUAUGGACAAUGCUUAUGGACCACGAAGUUAAAGCUCAGGUGCUAGAUGAAUAGUGUAAUAUAGUAGAAUAAUCUUACAGUAAAGAUUAUAUAACCAGUGCAAAUCUUAUUCGUUACUGAACAAAGUAUUCAUGUCAAUGCUUAUAAAAUUGUUAUUAAGAAUGGAACAGAAUAUUUUCAUAAAAGACAUAAAAAUUUUCUGACAUUUGUUUUAGCCAAAGUAGCGGAUAGUAUAGUCAAAGCAAAAAUGAGAAAACAGUUGUUUCGUUAAACCAAAUUAGAGUUUUGAGAUAACAACGAAUAAAUGUAUCGCAAAAGAUGCAUGAAAGAACGUAGUCUAGUCUAAGUAUACUCAAGAUCGAUUAAUGAUCACUUAAACUUCACAAGAAAGCUGUAGAAAAUUUCUUUGUAUGAUAUUAGAAUCUCAGGAAUAAAGUAGUUUGUUAUUUGUGAUAA